Molecule: messenger RNA, 5002 nt
Organism: Terrapene triunguis (Three-toed box turtle)
Lineage: Eukaryota; Metazoa; Chordata; Testudines; Emydidae
Gene: TECPR2
Product: tectonin beta-propeller repeat containing 2
Exons: 18
Coding region: 184-4131 (1315 amino acids)
Molecular function (GO): protein binding
Source: RefSeq, a predicted model, not a curated record
GCCCAGCAGCUGUCACUCAGCCGCGCCCGGUCCCGCGGCUUAGUCUUCCCUCGCCCGGGGCCCCGCAGAGGCAGCCCCCGCCCGGCCGGGAGACAUGAGGGGCCCGGCCCCUUGCUGAGGUUUCCUUAGUGUGAAGUAAAUGUGUUUGUUCCAGCCUGUAAGCUGCUGAAACUAACCCUUACCAUGGCAUCUGCAGCUCUACCAGUUACGUUUAAGGAGUUUUGCCCCCUGUACUAUCUCCUCAAUGCCAUUCCUACGAAGGUCCAAAAGGGAUUUCGCUCCAUUGUGGUGUACCUCACAGCGCUUGAUACCAAUGGGGACUACAUUGCUGUGGGCAGUAGCAUUGGAAUGCUCUAUCUGUACUGCAGACAUUUAAACCAGAUGAAAAAAUACAAUUUAGAGGGGAAGACUGAAUCUAUUACUGCUGUAAAGUUGUUGAGCUGCUUUGAUGAUCUUGUUGCUGUUGGUACAGCUUCAGGCCGGGUUGCAAUUUUUCAACUUGUCUCUUCGUUACCUGGAAGAAACAAACAACUUCGGAGAUUUGAUGUGGCUGGUAUCCACAAAAGCAGCAUCACAGCCUUAGCUUGGAGUCCCAAUGGAAUGAAAUUAUUCUCUGGUGAUGACAAAGGGAAAAUUGUCUAUUCUGCUCUGGAUUUAGACCAGGGUAUUUGCAACUCCAGUCUGGUAUUGGAAGAGCCAUCUUCAGUUGUACAAUUGGAUUAUAGCCAGAAAGUGCUGCUGGUCUCUACUUUACAGAGAACACUACUUUUUUACACAGAAGAAAAAUCUGUCAAGCAAGUUGGAACACAGCCCAGAAAAAACACUGGCAAAUAUGGAGCAUGUUUUAUACCUGGACUGUGUAAGCAAAGUGACCUGACACUAUUUGCCUCAAGAUCUGGGCUCCGCCUCUGGAAGUCUGAUGUCCAUGGAACUGUGCAGGCCACAUUUAUUUUAAAAGAUGUAUUUGCUGGAGGAAUAAAGCCCUUUGAACUGUAUCCUCGGCUGGAGUCAUCUGACAAAGGAAAUUACAGCUUCCCAGAGAAACACCUUGGGCUCAUUUCUUGCCUUUCCCAGGAAGGAUGGGUGUUGAGCUGGAACGAAUAUAGUAUCUAUUUAUUUGACACUAUGAACCAGGCUAUAAUAGGUGGCUUGGAAGGAUCUGGUGAUAUUGUGUCUGUGUCGUGUACCAACAAUGAGAUUUUUCUCUUAAAGGGAGAUAGAGACAUAAUAAGAAUUUCAAGUAGACCUGAAGGACUUGUAUCAAUAGUGAAAGAUGAUCGGGAAACAACACUGGUAUCGGAGAAAAGUCUUGAUAGAGUGUGGGACUUAAGCAGUGAAACAAGAAAAAGAGGCUGUUCGGUAGCUAGUGAAUCAAGAAGCAGGAGCAGUUCAGUAAAUUCUGUGGACAGUGGCUCUAGUCUCCUGACAAGUGGAGACCAACCAUUGUCUGAAGUGCAUAGAGAGAGUCGACCUUCUUCACAACGGUUCAGCAUAAUCAGCUGUGAAGACUUUGACCAGGAACUCAUUGUAAAUCCCAUCAAAGUAAAAAAGGAGAAGAAGAAAAAGAAGAGACAAGAAAAUGUGACCAGGAAAAACCACAGUUCUCUGGAAGGUACACCAAAUUAUGAGCGUCAGUUUUCUGGUGAUAGUGUACGUUCUCUAAAUGCAGAUUCAUUGUCCAUGACUUCUAGCCUAAUGAGCUAUAGUAUAGAUCACUUGAGCACAGGUUCUCCAGAUCAGGAAAGUGAGUUCGGUGUGGAGUCACAUGCUGUCUUGCAGGAGGAUAAUGGCUCGGAAUCAUUCAGUGUGCUUCAGUCUCCAUGCAUUAGUACUGCAACAGAUUCGGAAGAAAAUGGAGGUACAAUUGAAUUACUAAAACUUCCUAACAGGGACAGUGGAAUGAAUACACCAGCUGUUACACCUACUCUGAUCUCCAACCCUCUCUUAAUCCUCACUGAAGACGUAGGGGGUAGCGAUGAAACAGAAUGUAAUCCAAGCCUGCUUUCUGAAAAUACUGAAUGCCAUUCUAAAUUGUUACCCCUAGAGGAACAACAGAAUUUUCCUGUGCUAUGUAAAGUAGAUGAAACUUUAGCAAGAAUAAGUCUGAAGGAUACUGAAAAUGCUUUUGAAGAAACUAAGAUCACAGACAAAGUGUCUUUAGGUUUUAAUACCACAUGUAAUGCUGAAAAAUCACUGGCACAGGAAAGAAGUGAUGAAGCUCACAGGGGAGAGCAGCAGCCACAUUGUUUAAUAAAUACUGCCUCAGAAAACCCUACAGAUCCCCAGCCUGACUUCUCUAGGGAAGAUGUGUGUUCACAAGAGACUGCGGUUUCUGGAUGGGACUUGGAGGAUGCAAUCAAAGCUAAGUGUAGUGCUGCUGCUGCUGAAUGGGUAACCAACACACACGAUACCAGGACUGAGAAAUCUGCAUCCAGUGAUGAAGAGGAUAUUUAUGGGCAUGGACUACCAUAUUCAUCUUCAGAGACUAGUGUGACAGAAAUUGGGGGAAGUUUUACUUCCCAGGAUAUGACCAGAACAAGCCUAGAUGAAAUAAUGCUCUUAAAAUCAGAUCAGUUUGCAGAAAGCUGGAUGGGAUAUUCUGGCCCUGGCUAUGGGAUACUCAGCCUGGUUGUAUCAGAAAAGUAUAUUUGGUGCCUGGACUACAAAGGUAGUCUCUACUGUAGUGCUUUACCUAGUGCAGGUCUGCGGUGGCAAAAGUUUGAAGAUGCUGUCCAGCAGGUGGCAGUCUCGCCUUCAGGGGCUCUUCUCUGGAAGAUUGAACAGAAAACUAACAAAGCAUUUGCCUGUGGAAAAGUAACCAUAAAAGGAAAGCGCCACUGGUAUGAGGCUUUACCUCAGACAGUAUUUGUAGCUUUAAGUGAUGACACUGCCUGGAUUAUCAGAACUAAUGGAGAUCUGUAUCUGCAAACAGGCCUGAGUGUGGAUCGUCCAUGUGCCAGAGCAGUAAAGGUUGAUUGUAUGUAUCCGCUAUCUCAAGUUACAUCCAGAAACAAUGUAGUGUGGGCACUGACUGAGCAGCGGGUGCUUCUCUAUCGAGAGGGAGUAAGCAGCUUCUGUCCUGAAGGAGAACAAUGGAAGUGUGAUAUUAUCAGUGAAAUGCAAGCUUUGGAACCAGUGUGCAUAACGCUUGGAGACCAACAGACGUUAUGGGCUUUGGACAUACAUGGAAAUCUAUGGUUCAGAACUGGUGUAGUUUCAAAGAAACCGCAAGGGGAUGAUGACCAUUGGUGGCAAGUAAGCAUUACAGAUUACGUCGUGUUUGACCAAUGCAGCCUCUUCCAGACAAUAAUCCAUGCAACACACACAGUGGCAACAGCAGCCCAGGCUCCAGUAGAGAAGGUGGCGGAGAAACUUCGAAUGGCAUUUUGGUCACAGCAGCUUCAAUGUCAGCCCAGCCUUCUUGGAGUCAACAGUAGUGGGGUCUGGAUCUCUUCAGGCAAAAACGAGUUCCAUGUAGCAAAGGGAAGUCUAAUAGUUCAUGCCAAAUUAUUAACAGUCUCUUCAUCAUUAGGAGCUAUAAAAUUGACCAGUUUGGCAUGUGGAAAUCAGCACAUCUGGGCGUGUGACACUAGUGGCGGCGUUUACUUCCGUGUAGGAACUCAGCCUCUAAACCCAAGUUUGAUGCUUCCUGCAUGGAUAAUGAUUGAGCCACCUGUACAGCCAGUGGGAAUAAACUUGGUCAGUGUUCAUUCAAGUCCAAAUGAUCAGAUGCUAUGGGCAAUUGAUAGCAAAUGGAAUGUCCAUGUACGAAUAGGAAUUACAGAAGAAAUGCCAGUAGGCACUGACUGGGAACAUGUACCAGGGUUGCAGGCAUGUCAGCUGGCUAUAAGUACAAGAACUGUUUGGGCAUGCUGUCCAAAUGGAGAUGUAGCACGUCGGUAUGGCAUUACUGACAAAAACCCAGCAGGAGACUACUGGAAGAAGAUUCCAGGGAGUAUGUCUUGUUUAACAGUGACACCUCUAGAUGAACUGUGGGCGAUUGGUUCUUCAGGAUACCUUCUUCAGCGCCUCACGAAAACAUUCAGUCACUCUCAUAGCUUGCAAAAAAGUAGUGACACUUCUGUUUUGCUUCACCCUGAUGAUUUUGAAGAUGAAUGGGAAGUGAUAUGAAGGCACUCAAGCAUGUGAGGCAGUGGAAUAACGAGAGAGCAAUGCUUGUAUUUCCAGUAACAUGCAUAGAAAAUGUUGGGGUUUAAAGUCACUUGUAUUUAAAAUGCAAUAUUAGCACUUUUUUUUACUAAAAAACUGACCUGUCAAAUAACCCCCAAACUGUGCAUUCAUAUGUUUGUUCCAGUAUUUCUUGGGAGACAGUAAGUGUGGCAUACUGAAAUUGUUCAACUGUAUUACCCUAGCAGCUCAUUUGGAAAUAUAACUCUGUUAACCUUAUUAGUAGUGAAAGUGAAUAUUUUACAACAGCAUGCACACUAAUAUAUAUGUACUUCUUUUGAGAAGGCUUUGUGUUACAUUAAAUAUUUCUCAAUAGCAGAAACAUUCAAUAUUUCUCAAUUUCUUCCUGUACUUGAAACUCCAGUUAGAGAAAUGCCGUCUGUCUGUCGUGUCGUACGAAUUUAAGAUGAUCCCAAUAGGGACUAAAAACUUAUUCUACAGCACGGGUGUCAAAAUGAAUAUUGUUUGGACCAUUUUCAUUUCAAAAUCUCCAAUGCUUCACUGACCUUCCAUCUCUGGACAUUUGGGUUCAAUAACUGGUUUCAUUCACAGAUGAGAAGUUUGAAAUUACCCUAAUCUCAGGUGGAUAUUUGUCCACCCCACAUACCAUCAAGAAACUGACUGACUGCUCCAUGAGGCCCAGGGUUGGAAUAGCAGCAAAGUUGUGGAUCAGGUUUCUGGUACAUUGGCAGGAUUGUGUGAGGCAGCUUUCUUGGUACCUGAUGCACUGUAUUUGUGCCUACAGCCAGUGCUUUAUGGCCUGGACUUAUUUUUUAAAAUACCAAAUUCAGACAGUUUAAAAAAUAUGGCAAUU